Messenger RNA from Pseudoliparis swirei, 1372 nucleotides. It is a transcript of the gene tmx2a, whose product is annotated as thioredoxin-related transmembrane protein 2a. Gene Ontology annotation, biological process: brain development. The transcript is spliced from 8 exons. NCBI's taxonomy places the organism in Eukaryota, Metazoa, Chordata, Actinopteri, Perciformes, Liparidae. Bases 90 to 1010 code for a protein of 306 amino acids. Gene Ontology annotation, cellular component: membrane-bounded organelle. Gene Ontology annotation, molecular function: disulfide oxidoreductase activity. The record is from RefSeq and is a predicted model, not a curated record.
UCGAGCUGGCCGCCAGGUCUGUCAGUCAGUUACUUCCAGCUGUCAUUCCUCCUCAAACCCCUUGAAGUGGACUUGUCGUCUUUACCAACAUGGCUCUAAUCACAGGACUCUGUACUUUUUUGUACCACUUACCUCAGAUUUACAAAUGGCUUCUGAAACCAUAUUAUAUCUCCUCGCUCUUCAUGACCGUCGCCUUCCUGGUGGUCCGAAAGGCUCCGGGUCUGUGCGAGCACCUGGCGACUCAGCGAGAGGACGGCAACUCCUGCGACUUUGACUGGAGGGAGCUGGAGAUUCUCAUGUUUCUUAGUGCAAUAGUUAUGAUGAAGAACAGGAGAGCGAUCACACUGGAGCAGCACGCAGGCAACUUGUUCCUGUUCAGUAAAGUGGCCAACGUCAUGCUCUUCUUCAGGCUGGACAUUCGGCUCGGCCUCCUUUACCUGGUAUUGUGUGUCGUGUUCCUCAUGACCUGUAAGCCACCUCUCUACAUGGGCCCCGAGUACAUCAAGUACUUCAGUGACAAGACCAUAGACGAGGAGCUGCAGAGGGACAGUCGUGUCACCUGGAUUGUUGAAUUCUACGCCAACUGGUCCUCUGACUGCCAGUCUUUCGCUCCCGUCUUUGCUGACCUUUCACUCAAGUACAACUGUGCUGGACUCAAGUUUGGGAAAGUGGACAUCGGACGCUAUGGAGAUAUUUCUGAGAGGUUCAAGAUUAGCACUUCUCCACUGUCCAAGCAGCUGCCCUCACUGAUGCUUUUCCAAGAAGGGCGGGAAGUCAUAAGACGUCCAAUGGUGGACAAUAAAAAGAGAGCCGUGUCUUGGACCUUCAAUGAGGAGAACAUUAUCCGGGAGUUUAAUCUCAACGAACUCUUCCAAAAAUCCAAGAAGCUGAACAAAGGUCGUGGUUUGAAAGAAGAGCAGAGCGGCGUUCAGCCAGUGGAGGUCAGCGACGAGCUCCAUUCUGAAACCAACAACCUGGAGCAGCCCACAGAGAGCAAGAAAGACCAGUGAGGAGCAGGAUGGCCUCAGGUUGUUGCCAAAGUCCAGAAUAUGAUGGGACGGCGAGGAAACCGGUUCUAACCACUAAAGACGUCACGUCUACACUCAGUCUUCACUGUGGCAAAUUAAUACCAAAAAAGCGAGACCACGUUUCCCUGGCUGGGUCUGAUGCAGUGUGGUUUGAAUGCAGUUAUGCAAAAGACACGCAAUAAUUUUACUACAUUUUAUAAAGUUAUUUGAGAAUACAUUUUGUAAUACUCGUUUUGUGGCUACUUUCGACAACAUCUCAUCACUGUGCAUCGUUUGCUGCCUGUAUUUUGCAACGAGCGUGUUUACUGGUGAAGCUGAAAUAAAAACAGUGUGCAGCUAAAAUG